AAGUUCCUAUCUCCAUAUUUUCAUCUAAAAACUAGAAAUGAAGCACACCUGCGCGUUUAAGGCGUGUAAACAUUAGCGAUCAAAACCAAUAUUGUGUUUGUCAUUUGUCUGGUUGGUUAGGGAGUGUUUGGAUGCGGAUAGAGGCGGGUGUGGAUUUAUGGGGGGGAAUUACCAUAAAUUAUUACUAACCUGGUUCGUGUGUGGUCUUGCUUUUGGGAAGAGACCUAAUGCAAACUCUCGGCGCAGUACCGGGACAGUUCUUUGAGAUGAAGACUAAACGGUUCUUACAGCGAGUCUUUUGUUUUUUUAUCUACAUAUUAAUAUAAUUGACUUCUGGGCGUUUCAUGUGGUAUUAGCGGCAAUCCCUCUCCACAUUUGCAUGUAAUUUAACCAGUAGAUCACCCCCAUAUUCCGAUGCCUGUGCGCAUAUUACAGUCUAAUUUCCCACAGAAAGCAUUUAGAAAGUUUCUGCCCAGCUAUUUUCGCUUGGGGUUUUUUUCUCGCGAGGUGACAUUGAUUGAUUCAAGUACCUUGAUUAAUAAGAGGAAACGUGCGCUCGCAUUCAAACCGGCCUCCGCCAGCAUUUUAAUAUUAAUGACACGAUUUAAUCUCUAGAAAUAACCGUGUUUAAGUUACGAUUUGGCGAGUUACUAAUACGCAUUGAACCAGCACUCUGUUUUUUUUUUAAUGAAUGCUUCUGGUUUCGAAUUGGCUAAAGGAUAUACAAAUUAUAGAAAGGUCCAUUUGUAAGUUAGCUCGUGUCUGGCGCAGGGAAUUGUACAUUUUUUUAGUCAAUGUUUUAAAGUUCGCAGUUCAGUCUUGGGAGUCAGUGCAUUCGGCUUCCGACUGCGAGCUGGCUAUCGGCGAGACCGCUUCACAUAGCCGGACGUGGGAUGUAUUGUUAAACCGAGGGGUUUUUUCCUGGGUAGCAGAUGAACGGGGGGAGAGAGGAUAGCCGGUUAUUGAGGACAUUAACAAAAAUACAAGGCACCUCCACCCUCUCGGGGAUUCCACUGGGAUUCGCUGGGCGAGUGGGAAUGGCAGAUUAAACCGGUGGCUGACCGCGCCGGUCUCCGUUCUCGCCUUCUGCUUAUUUUUUCACUCUUCCGAUUUGACCCCUAACUGUGUGGGGAUGUAGAUGGAUUCUAUUGGCCGGCGGUAGCCAUGUAAAUAGGUGUAAAUGUAAGCAGGCACCGCUCUUUCCCAAAUGCGCCAGAUCAUGUGACGACAAGAGCGCUACAUUAACUGUGUGCCUCGCACAUGUCAGCGCUAAAUGAAGGUACUAGCGGCGAUGGGAGCAGUUAGUCGGCGGCAGCAGCGGCACUGAGGGAGCAGCGGGCCCAUCGCUGCACACUGCGGAAACACACCGUCCGUCCGCCCGUCUCGCCGGCAGCCCACCUCUGACGGCUCGCUUCAAUUCAACCAACAUCUCCGGUGUGAGCGGGUGAACCACAGCCAACAUUUCACCCAGAGAGAGAAAGAGAGAGAAAGAGAGAGGGAGAGAGAGAAAGAGAGACUGAGAGACACCUCGAAGAGCAGCAGACUCCAGAGUCGACUCUCUGCCAAGUUGGGCUAACUUUGAGGUGGGGGCUAGUUUCUGAACUUUGAGCGGGUGAGACCAUUCCUCAAGACUUGAAUUGUGGUUUCGUGUUUGUUUUUUUUUUCUUCUGUUUUUUUGUUGCUGUUUUCGUUGAUGAUGCCUCGCCCAGGCAGAAACACAUAUAGCGACCAGAAACCACCUUACUCCUACAUCUCGUUGACCGCCAUGGCUAUCCAAAGUUCCCCGGAAAAGAUGCUGCCUCUCAGUGAGAUCUACAAGUUUAUCAUGGACCGCUUCCCUUACUACCGUGAGAACACACAGAGGUGGCAGAACUCGCUCAGACACAACCUCUCGUUCAAUGACUGCUUCAUCAAAAUUCCUCGGAGACCCGACCAGCCGGGCAAGGGCAGUUUUUGGGCUCUGCACCCCAACUGCGGAGAUAUGUUUGAGAACGGCAGCUUCCUCAGACGCCGCAAACGUUUCAAGGUGUUGAAGGCUGACCAUUUGGCGGUGAACAAGCAGGCGGACGCCACGCACUAUCUGCAACAACAAGCCAAGCUGCGGCUAAGCGCUCUGGCCGUAUCGGGGACACACCUGCCCCAGAUACCCACCUACAACAUGGGAGUCUCGCAAAGCUCAAGUUUCAAGCACCCCUUCGCCAUCGAGAACAUCAUCGCCAGAGAGUACAAAAACGUGAUGUCCAGCGGGCUGGCUUUCUCGGCCGUUCAGCCCAUGCACACCGGCUAUCCCAUGCACUCAGUGGGGACGGCGUGGCCGCACAUGUACAGUACCACGGUGAUGGACACGGCGCCGCCGCUCUCGGUGCCCACCAGCGAUUACAGCGCAUACGGGGUCCCGCUCAAGCCGCUGUGCCACGGCGGGCAGACACUACCAGCUAUCCCCGUGCCCAUCAAACCGUCUCCGGCCAGCGUGCCCGCCCUGGCGGCAUUACCCGCGCCCAUCUCGGCCAUCCUGUCCAACAAUGUUACCACGUUAAGUCCAACCUCCCCGCUGAUCGGCAGUGGGCAACGUAGCCCCAGCCUUAGCCCCAGCCCCGGCGACACGUUGAGCAGCGCCGGCGCCGCCUUGCAGUCGGUAGCCGUGCACUGACAUUGGGGGAAGAAGAGACGAAAAACAGGGCCCGGCUCUCUCCAAAGUUUACCGGAGGUUUGCGAAACGCAGGGAGAGAGCGAGAGGGAAAGCGAGUGAGAACGGCCCGUUGUAUAAAUGUAAAUGUAAGCGGCCGGAGUGUAUAACAGAAGCUUGUCAAUACGUGCACUUUCCCCCACAUUUGCUUCACUUUUAGGUCCCCCGUCAAUCGCUAAAACCAUCAUUGCCAAUGUUUUCUAAUCGUGUCGUGAAAGCAUUUGUUAACCACUUGUAAAAAAAAAGUCGACUUUCAGUAAUGUCCAGCGGCAUGAUGGGUGUAAGAUUGUUAGUUGCAGCAUGCAUGUGUUACACGGAAAUAUUGUCUGCUUUUAAAUUAUGAACUAGGUGAUCGAAAAAUAUUUUCUCAUUAAAAGAACUCUCCAAUGGAGGAAAUCGCCGCGUGUUGCAGUCACUAACAAACACACCAGUGCGCGCCGUCCCGUGAAAGGAUCGAAUCGCGGGCGAAAGUUGAACGGGUGGCUUGUUUGGGGGUUUAGGACUGAGAAAUGCAAACUUUGCAACGAAGGGUUAGAGCAUAGCAUCAAUAGGACCUCCAACAAUGCGUGUGAGACAAAGACGUGGAUUUCUAAAAUCGCU
Leucoraja erinaceus (little skate) is the source of this 3286-nucleotide messenger RNA. It is a transcript of the gene foxb1a, whose product is annotated as forkhead box B1a. The transcript has a single exon. Gene Ontology annotation, molecular function: DNA-binding transcription factor activity, RNA polymerase II-specific; RNA polymerase II cis-regulatory region sequence-specific DNA binding. NCBI's taxonomy places the organism in Eukaryota, Metazoa, Chordata, Chondrichthyes, Rajiformes, Rajidae. Gene Ontology annotation, biological process: cell differentiation; regulation of transcription by RNA polymerase II; anatomical structure morphogenesis. The record is from RefSeq and is a predicted model, not a curated record. The coding region runs from base 1694 to 2650 and encodes 318 amino acids.